UCUGUGCUCAUACUCAUCCGAACCAGUUGAACAAUGGAGCUGCGUUUAUUUGUGCUGAUUUUUCUGACGGGAUUAUUUCAGGGACAAUGUCAAAGUAACGGACAAGUCGUGCCGGGACUUCGUGUAGGACUCGUGCCAGUGCUAGAAAAUGGCCAGAUUCGAGCAGUGCAAUAUCUAGAGAUAGCAAGUACUGUCACGCCAGAGUCGGUGAAGGAACAAUUCAGCAGAAGACAUAUGACUCUGGCAAAACCAUUAAAGAUUGGUGCAACUGCCCAAACCAAUUUGCCCUGAAAAUGAAUCAGAAUAUGCUAAAAAGGACUUUACCAGUUAAAUUUAUUGUUAACUAAAAUUGAUUAAAAUAUGAAUCUGUUAUCUGAAAAAGAG
Molecule: messenger RNA, 384 nt
Organism: Drosophila miranda
Lineage: Eukaryota; Metazoa; Arthropoda; Insecta; Diptera; Drosophilidae
Exons: 1
Coding region: 34-291 (85 amino acids)
Source: RefSeq, a predicted model, not a curated record